GCCAACUGCAUCCCAAAAAAUCAAAACAGCCAGUAUCAACCACUCUGCCCAUUGCUCCUGAAUCACUCGUGUUGUACACUCCCAACACAAUCCAUUCCCACUGGGUUCUACCUGGCUGCUUGGCCUUUGCGAACUGCAGCCCGCGUGGUGGCUGCAACUAUCAUAGCCUCCUCCUGGUGGGGCCAGGCUAUGUAUAACGACCUCUAACCACCAUGAGUCGCUAUCUCACCCCUUCCAAGGUUGCCCUCCUUUGUCUCAUCUCCAUCUAUACUGAAGGUGUUGUUCCCAACUCCUCCGCCAUUCAUGUCCUCUCGUAUCUGGUGACUUGUCUCAGCCCCUUGGAAAGAGAACAAUCCGUUUCCCCAUCGGGAGAUCAGACAACGCAAUGCUCCGUCUCCAUCACUGACCUGAAGGAUAAACUAACGGGCCACCCGUCCUCCAUCCCUGGCCGUACAAUCUGGGACCUUUUUCUGAAAAAGAUCUGGUCCCUCGAUUGCUGCGAUGCGUUGGAAGUCUUCUUCGCUGAUAUCUCGGCUAUUCUAGCCAAGACUCGAGAAGAACAAAUCCGCGAUCGAGAUGCGGGCCUUGCACCGGAGACGGGCUGUAUGCGCCUGUCUCGGAGCUCUCCCUUGGGUGUAUUUGUCAGACGUUCCCAGCUAGAAUUCACCAGACUGCAAUUCCAUGACUCGGUCAAGCUCUGGAGGGGGUUUGUCAAGUAUCGACUGCCAACGUACCAUGUAUGGGCGCGGAAGAACCCAUCUCUAGAGCAGGCACCCGUGGAUAUCAAUCUGCUAAACCUUGGAUUGGAUACAACGGAUUCCCUUGCGCAGGUCGCCUACGGCAGUAUCGAGGAUGACUCGGAGGAUGAGCAGUACGUCAGCACAAAGGAUGUCGAGCGGCUCCUAGAAUUCCAAAUAAGCGAGCUACAGAGUCUGGGGGGAAGAGUGCCGGAUGGCAUGAAAGCACAAUUAGAACGCAUCAUCACGUCCGGUGUGACUGUUCCUAAUCUGGUGCACUAUCUGAGGUUCCUUGAUGCCUGGAGGGCAGGAGAUUAUCCGUCAUCAUUUGACAACCUGCACCGUUACUUCGACUGCACUAUGCACAGUCGCGACCGAAGCUCCUAUCAAUACGCGUUGCUUAAUCUUGCCAUCUUGCAGGCUGAUUUCGGAUGCUAUGGCGAGGCCGUCUCUGCCAUGCAGGAGGCUGUUUCCAUUGCUCGAGAAUCCCACGAUAUGAACUGCUUGAAUUUUUGUAUGAGUUGGUUGUAUCACUUCGGUAAGGCUUUCCCAGAGCACAUGAGAGACGUUCAAAACACAGGAAUGCUGGGCAACGAAAAGGAAGGUCUUGCAUUUCUUAAAGCCAAGGCAAAAGAAACAGAGAUGUGGAGUCUUCUGAGUACGACGUUAUUGAGCGAAGCGAAGCUGGAGAUGCGUAAUGGAGAAAGUCUGGCCUCGUCUAUCGAGAACAUAAUUAGAGCCUCACACCUCAACGUUACAAAGAACCUGGCCAACUCGGUAGGCCCGCAGCUUCUGCUACAGGCUGCACUUUAUUCUAGAAUUGGCAUCACACAUUUAGCAUGGCUGAGCGGCGAGACCUUUCGCGAAUGCUACGCAAACAAAGCACCGUUUGAAGACCAUCUCAAGAGCACGUUUCGUAGCUGUCAACUACUAGCACAGCAGGGCCGCUACACAGAGGUAUCAGCCCGAAUGAACCAGAUCUCCCCAGACAAGCUUCGAUCGCUCAAAACAUACCAAUAUUGGACCUUCUUCUCUGGUAUACUCCAGUUGCAACAGCAGAUAUACCGCGACAACCGAGUUGCAGCCGAACACCUCCUCGCUCAACUGCAAGCCAUCCAACUCCCUGACAACGACAUUACCCUUCUUCUUUCCAUCCUCACGAUCGACCUCCGUAUUCGACAAGGCCACUACGGCGGCGCGCUUGAACUGGUUGAAAAAGCCGCACAGGCUAUCCAGCAAGACAACUUUGACAUUUUCACGCAAGUCAAGCUCCUCUGUCUCAAGGCUUCCAUCCUCCAGAAGACAGGCCAUCCACAACGCGGCUUCUCCCUUGCCAUGAGAGCCGCCAGUAUCGCGCACCGCUCGCGUCUCCUUCCCAGCCUCUGGGAAUCCAUAUGCGUGCUGGCAGGAGUCCUUCUGAGCAUGCGCGAGGUCGAAGCCGUGUCUGAGCUGAUUGAGAGCAUCAUGCCGCAGAUUCUCGAAACGGGUGACUGUAGCUUGGCUGCACAGGCCUACUCGCUUCUUGUGGACGCGAAUAUGGGGAUCGCGGGCUCUCUCUGGAGUGAGGGACAGACGAACUCGGUUCUGCGGAAGGAACAUGUCACUCGCGCUUUGGGGUACCUCGACUGUGCAUAUGAACAAUAUGAGGAGAUUGAAGAUAUCAAGGGCCAAUGUGAAAUGGUGGCCAAGAAAGCCACUGUUAUGCAUUUAACGGGCGAUCCGGUCCUCGCAAAUGACUAUGCGGCGAAGUACUUGGACUUGAAGAGACAAGCAAGGAUAGACUUCGGGGAGGCUUGA
Molecule: messenger RNA, 2534 nt
Organism: Aspergillus costaricaensis CBS 115574
Lineage: Eukaryota; Fungi; Ascomycota; Eurotiomycetes; Eurotiales; Aspergillaceae
Product: putative anaphase-promoting complex subunit Apc5
Exons: 7
Coding region: 213-2534 (773 amino acids)
Biological process (GO): anaphase-promoting complex-dependent catabolic process; positive regulation of mitotic metaphase/anaphase transition; protein K11-linked ubiquitination
Cellular component (GO): anaphase-promoting complex
Source: RefSeq, a predicted model, not a curated record